Molecule: messenger RNA, 378 nt
Organism: Penicillium mononematosum
Lineage: Eukaryota; Fungi; Ascomycota; Eurotiomycetes; Eurotiales; Aspergillaceae
Exons: 1
Coding region: 1-378 (125 amino acids)
Source: RefSeq, a predicted model, not a curated record
AUGAAGGUCGAAGGCCAACUACCCGCCCUGAGCCAUCCGCCCCCGCCACCCUCAGACCAAGAACAGCUCGAGGAGCCUGCCGCGAUAGAGGGAGAUGCCUCAUCCGGCUCAACCGCCGGAGUGAUAGAGAACGCCUCGCCGGCACAGCAAAAGCCCACGAAGAAGUCCAUUUUUGGCGCAUUGAUAAGCCGCAAACAUGCCUCUGGCGAGACCAGUCGUCCGGCGCCGGCGCCUGGACCAACCGAAGACAAGAGCGAGCCUGCGGAUGUAGCCCCGAGCAACCCGCGUAUCCGGUUCGCUGCGUUCCUGGCCGUCGAAGUGCGCGGCAAAGGUCCUGCAACGGUGCUGAUCAAGUCGCCCGUGUGGCUAGUGGAAUAA